AGUCACCAUGAGGGCGCUGGUCCUGCUCUGCUGCUUCGUGGCCUCACUCCUGCUCCCAGGACAAGCAGAACUGCAAGUUUCCGCUUCGGGUGGCACGGAAGAUGUUGGCAAUUUGCUGGAGAAUCAUUUCUCUGCCGGAGACGCAAGUCUAGAGGAGAAAGAAAGGGCGCUUCGGGCAGAGGCGGCCCCUGGAGAGACGCGCCCGCUCCUUCACCCCCCAGAAGGCGGGGAGGAUGGGAGCUCGGAGAAGACAGCCGCCGACGGCCUGGGCUCCGAUCCCGAUCCCGAAGCCAGCCUCUCCAACGCCUUGGCCUCCGAGUCUGCUGCCCCCGGGGAACCUGCGGGGCCCGGGGCGGAAGAUGCGGGCCCGCCGGGAGCAGCGAGCGCCCUUCCUCCAGGAAGGGAGGAGGAGCCCGGGGAGGAGGAAGGGGCGCGGGAGCUCAGCUCCGGAGAGGGUCCAGGACAGGAGGCGGAGGGACCGGCUGGGAGCGGCGAGGUCCCCGAGGAAGCUGCGGAGGCGCUAGGGGAAGCAGCGGCGGGGUCCCCAGAGCCUGAGGACUCAGGGGACUCUCCCAGCCAGGAGGUCGAGACAGGAGGGGAGGGCAGCCCAGGGCCCGGUCUGGAGCCAGAAGUGACUGAUGGAACCGCGGAUGUGGACGCAGAAGCCGCGCAGAGGACGGAGGACCAGGCGGAACCCAGCUCCAUCGCGGCCGCGGCCGCGGAAGACGCUGCCGCGCGCGAAGAGGAGGAGGGCUCCCGAGAGCACCCGGACGAGGCCUCCUCUGAAGAAGAGGGGGAUGAAGAAUCCGAAGAGGAGAGCGGCGACGAAGAGGACAGCGGCGACGGGGCUAGUUCGGAAGAAGCCGGGGGCGCCUCGGAGGAGGAGGAAGCCGAGAAAGAAGCUGGGGAAGGAGACCACGCGGCAGCGGGAAGCGCGAGCCCCGGGGAGGAGGGGUCCCCGGAAGAAUCGCCCGAGGGUGCCGACGCGCAGGAGCCCAAGGAGGAGGGGCCACAGGAAGAGGCGGAGGAUGUGAGUGAGGAAGCCCCGCUGAGGGAUCGCUCCCACAUCGAGAAAACUCUGAUGCUAAAUGAGGACAAGCCAGCUGAUGACUUCUCUGUGGUGCUGCAGCGGCUUCGAAAGAUCUACCACUCGUCCAUCAAGCCCCUGGAGCAGUCUUACAAAUACAACGAGCUUCGGCAGCACGAGAUCACAGAUGGGGAGAUCACAUCCAAGCCAAUGGUCUUGUUCCUGGGACCAUGGAGCGUUGGCAAAUCCACCAUGAUCAACUACCUCCUUGGCUUGGAAAAUACUCGCUACCAGCUCUACACAGGUGCCGAGCCCACCACCUCAGAGUUCACGGUCCUCAUGCACGGGCCCAAGCUGAAGACCAUCGAGGGUAUUGUCAUGGCUGCUGACAGCGCCCGGUCCUUCUCGCCCCUCGAGAAGUUUGGCCAGAAUUUCCUGGAGAAGCUGAUCGGCAUUGAGGUUCCCCACAAACUUCUGGAGCGGGUCACAUUUGUGGAUACACCAGGCAUCAUUGAGAACCGCAAGCAGCAAGAAAGAGGCUACCCCUUCAACGACGUGUGCCAGUGGUUCAUUGACAGAGCAGACCUCAUCUUCGUCGUCUUCGACCCCACCAAGCUGGACGUGGGUCUGGAGCUGGAGAUGCUCUUCCGCCAGCUGAAGGGGCGUGAGUCCCAGAUAAGGAUCAUCCUGAACAAGGCCGACAACCUGGCCACGCAGAUGCUCAUGAGGGUCUACGGGGCCCUCUUCUGGAGCCUGGCCCCACUCAUCAACGUCACAGAGCCUCCGCGGGUGUACGUCAGCUCCUUCUGGCCCUACGACUAUAAGCCCGACACCCACCGGGACCUGUUUCUCAAGGAAGAGAUCUCCCUCCUGGAGGACCUGAACCAGGUGAUCGAGAACAGGCUGGAGAACAAGAUCGCCUUCAUCCGCCAGCAUGCCAUCCGGGUCCGCAUUCACGCCCUCCUGGUGGACCGCUACCUGCAGACGUACAAGGAGAAGAUGACCUUCUUUAGUGACGGGGAGCUGGUCUUUAAGGACAUCGUGGAAGACCCUGAUAAAUUCUACAUCUUCAAGACCAUCCUGGCCAAGACCAACGUCAGCAAGUUUGACCUUCCCCACCGCGAGGCCUACAAGGACUUCUUUGGGAUCAACCCCAUCUCCAGUUUCAAGCUCCUGUCCCAGCAGUGCUCCUACAUGGGAGGCUGUUUUCUGGAUAAGAUCGAGCGGGCCAUCACCCAGGAGCUCCCCAGCCUCCUGGGCAGCCUCGGGCUGGGGAAGAACCCAGGUGCUCUCAACUGUGACAAGACAGGGUGUGGUGAGACCCCAAAGAACCGUUAUAAGAAACCCUAGGUGGCCGCGUUGCCAUUCUCGGGCUCCCGUCGUCGUCGGUGAAUGAGCUUGUGUCCUGACUGUCCGAGAAGUCCCGGUUUAUUAACCCUUUGAGCCACACUGGCAGGAACCGUUGUGCAUUGGAGACGGGAGUUAAUUGAGGCCAGUGGUGGGGGAAGGGGUGGGUCGAGGGGGGGAGUGGAAACUGUGAAUUAGGGCCUGCUUGUCUUAUUGCUUCAAGUAGGGGCCUGACUGAGACAUGUCAGGCCACACCUGCUUUUCCUGGGUCCCCUCUCUGCAGUGGGGUGGAGGGGGGGCAGAGAGCAGCUAAACUCUAGUGUAAACUGAAUUAAUAAGUGUCACACAGGCUAAAAGCAGCUGAAGUUCCUUUUUCCCGGAUCAGCUGAGAGGCUAGAGGAGACUUGAGUUCUGCAGGGCUGUCUGCUCCGUGCACGUGGCUGCCUUCCACACAGUCUUCUGUCUGUCCCCAGCCCUUGUCUGCCUCCUGAGCUUGGGUUGGCUUCACAGGAGACAAUCGUCUGAAUCAACCUGGGUGUUGAGCCUACCCCCGGGCCCUCUCCCUUGUUUCUGCAAGGGGCAGGGAACGGUUUGGGAUACCAGGACACUGAGAGAGAACAAGCGCUCCCCAGGCCAGUUCUCUGGCACCUUCUAAGCCAGCCGGAAGCUUGGUCCCUUUCUCGGCCCCAGGAGGAGGGUGACUGUUCCAUGUGUUCUGGUCAUUUCUGGAAGUGACUUAAGUGAGAGUCCCGGCAGGGCUCAGAGGGUUAAUUGGUUUGCAGUGUGUCUUUGUCUAUUGCAUGUCUUGGAAAACUCAGACCCCAAAGGCUUUGGGUUUCAGAGGGGACAGUGGAGAGCUUGCUCCUGCUGUUGCCACAGCUUCUCCGUGGAGACACUUGGCACAGGAGUCGUUCCUUCCUGGUUCUCAUCACACAGCUUUUCCUUUCGCUUCUCCAUUCCCUGAUGCGACAACACUCGAAACUCGGCGUAAUUCCUGGGGAGUCAGAAGCAGCACCAGCCACUCGGUGCCGCUGGCAACCCAGGCCUGACAGUUUCCCACUUGAACUUGAUGCUGAUGCCCACCGAGCGCAUAGCAGGGGCGCCUGGCCUUCCAGUACCAAUGAGUGUGAAUGUGUGUGUGUUAUGUUGUCCAAGAGAGAUUAGGGAGAUGACAGAUGCCCGAGGGCACAGAGGGGGAGCGAGCGGUGAGAGUCCUGCCUGCCUGGCGCGCCCCCUCAGAGGGCAGGAGUGGACGGAGGGACGGGGCAUGGAGGGGACGUGCCCCCUCAGAGGACAGGAGAGGACGGAGGGACAGGGCAUGGAGGGGACAAGCCUUUUGAUGGAGGAUGGGUGGGUGACGAGUCUAAGUCUAGGGGACCCGGCCUGGCUGCCCCUUCCCCCCCAACCCGGAGCCUCCUUCUGCCUGUCCUGGGAGUGAGCUGUCUUGGGGGACUUCUCCAAGAGGCCCGCCAGCACCAGAGAGUCCCCCAGACCCAAGGGAAAGCCAAGACAAAGGCAGAGGGAGAAGUGGCCUGAGAGUCAGGCAGAGGAGGCAAACGGGCACACUGGUGGCCACGUUAGGCUCACACAGAUCUGCAGUCUGGAAUUCCUUGAGUUUCUUGGAAGUAUCAGCAGUCUGACACGUGCUGCCUCAGAGGCUGCUUCUUCUGGCUCCUUUGAAGGAUCUAGAACCUCCCACAAGAAGACCAGAGGCCCCACCACCUCCAGGACAUGUUUCUAAGGACAGAGUCAACCAGAGAGAACAAGUCUGCAGGGGCAUCCGAGGAACCUGGUGACCAGCACCCGGGGAGCUGCUUCCUUCUCAUUCAAAACCAGCCCUGGCCUCAUCUCUCUAUCCUUUACGCUCUCAAGGGGCUACUCUCCCAGCUUGCUCCUUAAUGCCCCUUCGCCCCCUCAGCUACUUUGGGCAUUUCUGUUUUCCCAGCGCAGAAGGGGAAGAAAAAGUGCAGAACUGAGCAUCGUCGUAGCUGCCGAGGUCAGCACUGCUUUGGGAGCAGCAGCUGGAAUGAGAUGAACACAUUCAUACGGUAUUUAUAUUUCUGGGGGUGCGUGUGACAUCAUCAGUGAUCUUCCCCCCUUUUCUCCGUUCGGCUUCCUUUUCUUACUCUUUCUGUUCCUCUGUUCACCCUUGACUUCCCUUGUGUCUAACUUUCCGCAGGCUUGUCUACCAGCCGGGGCUUUGAGCGCUAUUUGGUGCCCUGCUCUGUGGAAGUGGAUUUCGAGCAGAAUUCUGACUCUUUGGGUGGGGGUGGGGCAUCGUGGGGAACUGGGUGGGGAGUCAGGAAUCCCCUAGGAGGAGUAUCUGUGAACGUUUGUGCCUGAACAGUUGCUGUUUCUCUCCAAAGCGGAAUCUUUCCAAUGCUCUUUCUGUUCUGAGUUCAUCAGGGAGAAACUCUCAAUAAAGUUCCCAUCUCUCUUUAA
Bubalus bubalis (water buffalo) is the source of this 4816-nucleotide messenger RNA. RefSeq names its product sarcalumenin (gene SRL). NCBI's taxonomy places the organism in Eukaryota, Metazoa, Chordata, Mammalia, Artiodactyla, Bovidae. The transcript is spliced from 7 exons. The record is from RefSeq and is a predicted model, not a curated record. Gene Ontology annotation, molecular function: GTP binding. Bases 8 to 2377 code for a protein of 789 amino acids.